Messenger RNA from Cavenderia fasciculata, 240 nucleotides. RefSeq lists its product as uncharacterized. Bases 1 to 240 code for a protein of 79 amino acids. The transcript has 2 exons. Lineage: Eukaryota; Evosea; Eumycetozoa; Acytosteliales; Cavenderiaceae. The record is from RefSeq and is a predicted model, not a curated record.
AUGAAGCCUUACAAGAAAUAUGGAUGGAGUGGUGUAUUCUCCGCCGAUGAAGUCGAUCUUGCUCGACCAACGCUUGACGGAAAGCUCUCUUUUAUUAUGAAUUUGGACAAGUCAACAGAACCUGGUAGUCAUUGGGUUGCAUGUUACAUCGAUACAAUUGGUAGUAAAUCAUUAGAGUAUUACGAUUCAUUUGGCGAGGAUCCAUCAGAACAAUUCAUGAUUGAUAUAAAGAAGAUAUAA